AUGGUGCCACUAGCAUAUUAUGAUCAACCCUUUGUGCCAUUAGCACACUCUUACCAACUGGCCACAACCAACUCAUUAACACCUCAAUGUAUGGGUGAAAAACUAAAUCAACCCAAUGACCAAUCUGUGGUCAGAGUUCAAUCUCAUAAUGAUAACCCUGCAGCUCCUCCACUAAACUCCAACCAGAAGGUGCAGAGAUGCUCAAUAUUGCCCUCUGCCAAGUCUCAGGACACAAUUUCACCGGGCUUCUACAACAGGGUUUUAAAAUCACCAUUGCCCCACUCCGAACGUCAGGCCACACCUUCAUUAAACCUCCCCUGGAGAACUUCAUUGCGGCCUAAUCAGAGAACCCUGAACUCACCUUUUUUUCAUCCCAAACCUCAGACAACAUCUUCGCUUGACCUUAAGAAGACAUCAACAUCACUGGAGCCCAGUCAAACAGCCUUGAGAUCACAAUUACCCUUCCCCAAAACUUGGAAAACAUCUUCCCUAGACCUUUGCUGGACGUCACCUUCACCGAAGUCUAAUCAAAGAGUCUCCAGUUCAUCAUUAUCCCCCCUCAAAUAUCAAGAAACACCUUCCCUAGACAACCUGUGGACAUCAUCUUCUUUGGGACCCAAUCAAAGAGCCCUUAACUCAACAUUACCUCACACUAAAACUGAGAAAACAUUUUCAUUGAACAGUCUUUGGACAUCUUUAUUAGAGCACAACCAAAGAUCUUUGAGCUCACCAUCACUGAACUUGAUACCUCAAACAAAUGACGUGCUUCACUCAUCACCUUCAAUGGAGCCCAGUCAAAUGGCUCUGAGCUCACAGUUACCUGACUCCAGACCUCAGACAAUACCUAUAUUGAGCUCUAAUUCCAGUAUUCUGAGCUUAUCAUUGUCCAAUUCAAAAUCGAAGCUGUCACCUUUACCACAUUCUGUCCACCAGACUCAGAGUUUGCCACUGUUCCGGCCCAAACCUCAGACGAUGCUUACACUUGAUCGUGACGUCAGGACUCUGAGCUCACCAAUUUGUCACUCCAAGUUUCAGAACACCAUUUCACCAAAUGACAAAUACAGAGCCACAGGUUUAUCUUCUCCUUAUCCCAAACUGAACGUCUCAGGUCGAUCCUUAUCAAGCUCCACACACCACAUCAGGAACAAAGCUGCUUCAACACUGGGCUCCAGACUCCUGAGUAAAAGCAGUUUUGAUUUUCGUGCAAAGACAGAACCAAAUAAAGAAAUUCCAUGGACUUUAGAUUAUAUUUAUCCCUGCAUUGUUAAAGGUGGAACUAUCCCUGAUGAUGUUCUCAAUAAAAUUGUCAAUUCUCUCUCCAAGAACAGGAUCCAGAGGGAUCUCUCUAGGCAGAUUCUCUUUCGAAGGAUGAGGGGAAGGCCCAAUCCUCAUCCUGGUCCCCGCCUGUCAUCAAGCUAUGUGGUUUGUUUAGCUUGUGCUUCCUGCAUAAAAUCUCAGUGUAACCAUCUUACAGGAAGGAAAGAUCCUCGUAGUGCAACACUGUUUGUCAUACCAACACCUGAGCCUAGUUCUGAGGGGAAAAUAAAGGUGAAGUUAGUUCUUAUCCUUUGCCUACCACAGACUUCUUUCUCAUCUUGUCUCCCAUGCCCUGUGAAAGAAAAUCAGCCAGAAGAAAGCUCUGAAGACAACUUUGAAGAAGUGGAGAAGAUAUCACAAUUUUCCCCUCCAUCUGAACCUGAUAUUACCCAGGGGUUAAAUAUGAAGACAACUCGCCUGACAGUAGCCCGUGAAAACAAAGUUGUAAGCCAACAGCCCCAAGCUGUUGACUGGCUGCUUUAUGUUAAGAAAAGUAGCAAUUCUCUGCCAAAGCCCCUGCUCUCAGCCUCUUCCUCCUCCACAUCCUCCUCCUCAUCCUCCUCUUGUUCAUCUUCUUUUUCCUCCUCUUCCACUUCACCUCAUCCUUCCAAAGAGUCUACCACAUCUACCCUCUCAGGUUGUGUGUUCACUAAGGUACUUGGUGAUCACAAGUUGCCUCCAGGGGUUUCCUGGCUUGAGUUUAUAUGUAGUAAAAAUCACCAGCCACUUCCUGGAAAACCACAUCCAAGUCAAUCACCACCUCCCCAAAUAAGGCCUGUGAGGAGUAGCACCCCAGGAAAAGGGCCAAAGGGGUCAAAGAUACUGUUCAAACUUUUCCAGACAAAGUCUCAAAAUGAGUAA
Messenger RNA from Equus quagga, 2178 nucleotides. RefSeq names its product casein kinase 2 subunit alpha' interacting protein (gene CSNK2A2IP). The coding region runs from base 1 to 2178 and encodes 725 amino acids. Lineage: Eukaryota; Metazoa; Chordata; Mammalia; Perissodactyla; Equidae. The transcript has a single exon. The record is from RefSeq and is a predicted model, not a curated record.